Messenger RNA from Saimiri boliviensis boliviensis (Bolivian squirrel monkey), 2304 nucleotides. It is a transcript of the gene ZFP69, whose product is annotated as ZFP69 zinc finger protein. Gene Ontology annotation, biological process: regulation of immune system process; negative regulation of transcription by RNA polymerase II; regulation of cytokine production. The record is from RefSeq and is a predicted model, not a curated record. Gene Ontology annotation, cellular component: nucleoplasm. Lineage: Eukaryota; Metazoa; Chordata; Mammalia; Primates; Cebidae. Gene Ontology annotation, molecular function: RNA polymerase II cis-regulatory region sequence-specific DNA binding; DNA-binding transcription repressor activity, RNA polymerase II-specific.
GUCCGUCUCUAAAGAGACACUCGAGAGCGAGCGCUCCCACACCCCCAUCUCGGGUCCUACCUGCGUCCAAGGCCGAUGUGUUUUAAAUAUAUUUCUGCAGUUUCUGGAGCUCUGGAGACAGGUGCUUCUGGAUCCCUCUUCUCUUCCCUUUUGCUCCUCUAAAAAGUAUGGAGACGUGAACUCAAACCUAACUAACUGGCUGCCUCCCAAAGAAAGUGCUUGAUUUAAAGGACAGUUUGUUUCCUAGUGUUGUUACAGUCACAUCAACCUCUAGGAAACUCUAGGUCCUGGUGCUGCAGGGACACACCGAAGUCUGGAGGGCAGGCGAUUGGAAUCUGAGGAGCACCCUACAACUGUAAAGCCUCUCAUCAGAGCUUCUGGCAGUUUCCUCACUGUAAGGGGACAAGUCCAGUCAGGCAGGCAUUGUCAUGCUGCAGCGGCUCCUGAUCACUCUGCCUACUGAGGCCAGCACCUGGGUGAAGUUGCAACAUCCAAAGAAGGCCACAGAGGGGGUGCCCCUGUGGGAGGAUGUGACUAAAAUGUUUGAAGGAGAAGCUCUGCAAUCACAGGAUGUUGAUGAGACCCAGGAAGAAAGUUUAGAGGAUGAAGUGAACCCUGGACUCCCGACAGCAGAAUCCCAGGAAUUGUUGACUUUCAAGGACAUAUCUAUUGAUCUCACCCAGGAAGAAUGGGGGCAGCUGACUCCUGCCAACCAGAAUCUGUACCGAGAGGUGAUGCUGGAGAACUACAGCAACUUGGUGUCAGUGGCAGGAUAUCAACUUUCCAAACCUAUUGUGAUAUCCCAGCUAGAGAAAGGAGAAGAGCCCUGGAUGACAGAGAAAGAAGGCCCGGGAGAUACCAGUUCAGACUUGAAGAGUAACACAGAAACCACUGAGUCAACUGCAAAGAAUACCAUUUCACAGGAAAAGUUAUAUCAUGGCAUUAUGAUGGAAAGGUUCAUGAGAGAUGAUAUAAUUUAUUCCACAUUGAGAAAAGUCUCCACAUAUGAUGAUGUCUUAGAAAGGCACCAGGAAACUUGCGUGAGAGAUGUGAGACAAGCCAUCUUGACCCAUAAGAAGAGAGGCCAAGAAACUAACAAAUUUGGGGAAAAUAUCAUAGUGAGUUCAAAUGUUAUUAUUGAACAGAGGCACCAUAAGUGUGAUACACCUACAAAGCGGAACAAGUACAAAUUAGAUUUGAUUAAUCAUCCAACAGGUUACAUAAGAACAAAAACCUAUGAAUGUAAUAUAUGUGAAAAAAUCUUCAAACAACCAAUUCACCUUACUGAACAUAUGAGAAUUCAUACUGGCGAGAAACCUUUCAGAUGUAAAGAAUGCGGAAGGGCCUUUAGUCAAAGUGCAUCCCUCAGUACACACCAGAGAAUCCAUACUGGUGAGAAACCUUUUGAAUGUGAGGAAUGUGGGAAAGCCUUCAGACAUCGCUCAUCACUUAAUCAGCAUCAUAGAACUCACACUGGCGAGAAACCCUAUGUAUGUGAUAAAUGUCAGAAAGCUUUCAGCCAGAACAUUAGCUUGAUUCAACAUUUGAGGACUCAUUCUGGAGAGAAACCCUUUACUUGCAAUGAAUGUGGGAAAACCUUUAGACAGAUUAGACAUCUUAGUGAACAUAUAAGAAUUCAUACUGGGGAGAAGCCCUAUGCAUGCACUGCAUGUUGUAAAACCUUUAGUCAUAGAGCGUAUCUAACACAUCACCAGAGAAUCCAUACUGGGGAGAGACCAUACAAAUGUAAAGAAUGUGGGAAAGCCUUCAGGCAGAGAAUACACCUUAGCAACCACAAAACUGUUCAUACAGGAGUGAAAGCAUAUGAAUGCAACCGCUGUGGAAAAGCCUAUAGGCAUGAUUCAUCCUUUAAAAAACACCAGAGACAUCACACUGGAGAAAAGCCUUAUGAAUGUAAUGAAUGUGGAAAAGCCUUCAGCUAUAACUCAUCACUUAGUCGACACCAUGAAAUACACAGGAGGAACACCUUCCGAAAUAAUGUGUAAAAGCAGGUAUUGGACAUGAGAACAAAAGCCAAGUUUAAGUUUGUGAUUUAGGAUGCUUUAAAAUUUCAGGACAGAAAUAUGAGGAAUUGGUGUAAUUAUGCCAACUUUUAAUUUUACCCAUUGUGUAAAUAAACAUUACAUUGAUAGCUACUGACUACUGACUACUAAUACCUCCAUAGAAAGUACUUAAGAUUAAAAUCUGGUCCUUCAAGUUAAAUUACUUCAGCAUUAUGAAAAAUUGACAACAUAGUUUUUUUUCUGGUUUCAUGGUGGAUUAAUAAAUUAUUCUUCAUGGGUA